AUGUAUGAUUUAAUUACAAAUGUUGUCGUUAAGCAGUUGGUCGCAUUAGUACGUGUAAGUGGCAAAAAUGGCCAAACAGUGUUAUGUCGAGCACUACUAGAUUCUGGAUCACAAUCGCAUUUUAUAACAUCAUCAUUGACAACAGAACUAGGCAUUGACAGAAUAAAUGCUCAAGUGAUCGUCAACGGUACAUCCUCGGCAGAGACAACUGUCAGCGAGAAGGCAGAGUUCACGGUGUCAUCACGCGUAAACAAUAAGGAGUAUCAAAUUACUGCUUUGGUUGCACCACGUAUCACUAUUGAUCUACCUGUUGGUAAGAUAGAUACAUCAAAUUGGCAUCAAUUACAAGACGUACAACUAGCUGACCCAACGUUCCAUUUACCAGGAAAAAUUGAUAUUCUCAUAGGCGCUGAACUCUUUUAUGAUAUUGUGCAAGAUGGUAAACAGUUUGUAACAGAGGGUGCCCCUAUACCACAAAAUUCAAGAUUUGGUUGGAUUGUUACUGGUGGUAACAACAUCACUAAAACUGAUCCAACACAGACCACAACCAGUGUAAUCACCUGUUGUACCAGUACCACUCAUCAGCGACUUGAGAGCCAAAUUAAAAAUUUCUGGAAAAUUGAAGAGGUGCCUAGAGUGACAACUAUGUCAAAACAAGAUCAACUCUGCGAAGACCAUUUCCUCAAAACAUUUAAACGCAAUGAAAGUGGGCGUUACGCUGUACGGUUGCCAUUUAAGGAGACGCCGCACUCUGUGAACAAUUCAUACGACGUUGCUGUACGAAGACUCGCCCAGGUGGAGAGGUCACUGCUUCGAAGUCCAUCAGUGUACGACCAGUACCGACAGUUCAUGGCUGAUUAUCUUGAACAGAACCACAUGGAUGUCACUACUAAAUUGAGAGUUGUCUUUGAUGGAUCUGCUAUUGUCUGCAAUGGGAAGUCACUAAACGGCACAUUACAUCGAGGUCAUAAACUACAGCGUGACAUAGUAAUAGUUAUCACCAGAUUCCGUAUGCACAGAUAUGUUUACACUGCUGACAUAAGUCAGAUGUUUCGGCAGAUUGAGAUGCACCCUGAUGACCAGUGUUAUCAAUGUAUUGUGUGGCGAAAUCACCCAUCAGAACCAAUACAAAUGUACAAAUUGAAAACGGUGACUUAUGGAUUGAUAACUUCACCAUUUCAUGCUUUACGCACACUAUCUCAACUUGCUGUUGAUGAACAAGCCAAUUAUCCUGAAGGAUCCACAAUACUCCAGAAUGACUUCUACGUCGAUGAAGUCAUGUCAGGCUGUUACAACGUCAAUGAUGCCGAGGUUCAAAUACAGCAGUUGAACGAUCUACUUAAACGUGGUGGAUUUGAGUUAAGGAAAUGGGCCAGUAAUACACCCACACUCUUGGAAAACAUUUCAGCCGAGCAUCAACUGUUGCAGAUUUCUAUGCCUGAUCAACAUAAUGUAUCUGUGUUGGGCAUUUUGUGGAACACCACAAGAGAUACGUUUUCAUUUAAAGUAGAACCUACACCACAUUUGGAACGCAUUACUAAACGUGAAUUAUUAGGAGAAAUUGCACGCAUUAUGACCCAUGUGAAUGGCUGGCACCAAUGA
This is a messenger RNA of Metopolophium dirhodum (rose-grain aphid), 1602 nucleotides long. RefSeq lists its product as uncharacterized. The record is from RefSeq and is a predicted model, not a curated record. The transcript is spliced from 3 exons. Bases 1 to 1602 code for a protein of 533 amino acids. Lineage: Eukaryota; Metazoa; Arthropoda; Insecta; Hemiptera; Aphididae.